AUGGAGAAAGAGUCCGCCCCAGCCGACGACCCCAUGAAUAUUGCUGGACUCGAGAAAAAGGGCCGACAAGGCGACAAGGUCGUUGUACACGCCUUGCCAAACUUCAUCCACCUCGUUUCCUUGACCUUCCUUGCCCUGGUCUUGAUUGCCCAACUCUUCCUCACUGACGCAAAGUUCCAAUAUUCGCGUCUCUUUUCUACACAUCCAUUUCUUACGCGGCUUCCUUUCACUUCUCCUGCUGCUACCAUCUACGAGCCCAUCUGCGAAAGCCCACAACCAUUCCCAACUGCUCCUCCUGUUUCAAAAGUUCGCACCAUGGCUCUUCUUGAGGAGACGAAGCGCAUCACUGCGCAGUUCGACUACUCCGACGACAAUGUCAAUAAGGGCGUCGAGGAAUUUCUGCGCCAGAUGAACGAGGGCUUGGAAAAGGACGGAACCAGUCUCAGCCAGAUCCCUACUUAUGUGACCGGCGUACCCAAUGGUACCGAAAAGGGUCUGUACCUUGCCGUCGACCUAGGUGGCACGAAUUUCCGUGUCUGCUCUAUUCACCUCAACGGCGACACAACUUUCAACCUCACCUACAGCAAAGUCGCCAUUCCCAAAGAGCUCAUGCUCGCCAAGAAGUCGGAAGAUCUUUUUGGUUUCUUGGCCAAGCAGAUUGAGCUUUUCCUCAAGGAGCACCACAAGGAUCACUUCUAUGCCUCCAUCCGCCGACGAAACACCGUAAGCAGCCCCGAUGGCUACAAGGACGAGGAGAUCUACCGACUGGGUUUCACCUUCAGUUUCCCUGUUCAACAAUUCGGUAUCAACAAGGGCAACCUCAUCCGGUGGACCAAGGGCUUUGACAUCCCCGACACCGUGGGCAAGGAUGUUUGCGCACUUCUUCAGGAUGAGAUUGACAAGCUGCACCUUCCCGUCAAGGUUGCCGCCCUUGUAAAUGACACCGUCGGCACAUUGAUGGCCCGCUCCUACACAUCGCCUGGCAAGACCAGCACUCUUUUGGGUGCCAUCUUUGGUACCGGCACCAACGGAGCCUACGUUGAGAAGACGAGCAACAUCAAGAAGUCGGUCGAGGGCGAGUUUGACAAGUCAACUGGCAACAUGGUCGUCAACACCGAGUGGGGCUCCUUCGACAACCAACUCAAUGUUCUCCCCAACACGUCUUACGAUAUCGAGCUGGACCAGAAGAGUGUCAACCCAGGAAUCCAAAUGUUUGAGAAGCGAGUGUCAGGAAUGUUCCUCGGCGAAAUCGUGCGUCUGGUCAUUGUUGACAUGCUCAAGAAUCCCAAGAUUUCGCUGUUCCGCGACGACAACUCUAGCUCUAAUGACUGGAAGUCGACCACAUUCAUCGACGGGCAAUCGAGUCUCCUGACCCAAUGGGGACUGGACAGCUCGCUCUUGUCGAUCGCCGCUGCCGACAACACGCCAGAGCUUUCGACCCUGCGACAAGAACUUGACAAGGCCCCAUUGAACAUUUACUCGGCUUCCCUCGAGGAUGCACAAGCAUUCAAGAGUGUCGCAUACGCGGUUGGACGUCGUGCUGCUAGACUCUCAGCUGUUGCCAUUGGUGCAAUUGUCCUCCAAAGUCGUCAGCUCGAGGAUGGCACUGAUGAGGCUAUCGACAUUGGUGUCGAUGGUUCCCUCGUUGAGCACUACCCCUACUUCAGGGAUAUGAUCUACGAGGCACUCCGCGCCAUCAAGGGCAUUGGUCCUGAAGGCGCCAAGAGAAUUCGCAUUGGUAUUGCUAAGGACGGCAGUGGUGUUGGAGCUGCUUUGAUUGCUCUCGUGGCAGCUGGUAUGGAGAACAAGGGUGUCACUGGCACCGUUAGCCACUUGGUCAACGAUGCCAAGGAUAAGAUUUCCAACGCCGUCCCGACAAAGGGCAGCUCAGCAACGGUGAUCUAG
Molecule: messenger RNA, 1905 nt
Organism: Pestalotiopsis fici W106-1
Lineage: Eukaryota; Fungi; Ascomycota; Sordariomycetes; Amphisphaeriales; Sporocadaceae
Product: Glucokinase
Exons: 4
Coding region: 1-1905 (634 amino acids)
Biological process (GO): glucose 6-phosphate metabolic process; intracellular glucose homeostasis; glycolytic process
Cellular component (GO): cytosol; mitochondrion
Molecular function (GO): mannokinase activity; glucokinase activity; D-glucose binding
Source: RefSeq, a predicted model, not a curated record